CAGUGCAGACGCAGCGAGUCGCCCGUCGGCUUGGGGCGCAGCGAGAAACCACAAGGCACCGCGCAGCAGAGACGCCCAGGGAUGGGGUGCCGGGGCUGGGGGGUGCUGCUGGGCUUGGCCACGCUCGUGGCGGCUGCCUCGGCUUCUCAGCGCAAGAUGCUGACCUACAGAGAGGCCGCGUUGUUCGCUGUCGACUUCUACAACCGACAGCCGGGCAUAGACCAUACCUUCCAGCUCCUCAGUGUUGAACCGCAGCCCGUGCCGGACACGACGUCCAAGUCACGUCAGGAGGUGCGGUUUGUGGUCUGUGAGACCGUGUGCCCACAGGCCGACAACCACCCAGACAGUGAGUGCAACAUAAAGUUCAACGGGCUGGUCAGGAACUGCAUGUGGCUGUUGUCCACGGAGCACAAGUUGCCCACCUCCAUCAUCACCUGCGACACGGUGACCCCGGGGAAGCACGUCCCUGCCAAUCCCAAACUGAAACCUGGGAAAGGCCCAGGGAGACAUCCUUCAUCUGGCAUCUGGCGUGGACAGGGAACCCCUUUUUCAUUACCCAUAACCAAGAAACCCGUGGGGUAGGGGGAGAGGCCGGGCAUCCCCCACCAGCUUCUGCCACUCGCACUUGGCUGCCGCCUGCUCCUCCCUGCUGCUUCGUGGCUUGUAGACGACCCCGCUGCCACAAGGAUGUCGAAGUGGCCCCGUGGACCACGUUGGGCUGGGGUCACAUCCUGUCUCCACCAGUGGCCAACACCACCUCUUCUCCCGGAAAGCAGAAGAGGGACAAGCAGCAAACAGCCUUGUUUCCCACCUCCUCUGCUUCCUGGCACCUGGCUGCGCCCGUUCCUACCCCAGGGCUUGGCACAGUGCCGGGUGGUUCGGGGGAGCUCGGCCAAGGGCUGGUGGAUGCAGUAGCUUAGAGGGAAAUUGGCCCCCGUGGCCCCUGGCCAACAGCAAGCGAGCACAGGGUGCCGUGCCCGGGCACGGAUGGGGAAGAGGUGGUGCGUGGCACUGUGCAGAGGAAGCCGCAGUGCCCGCUGGGGUGGAGGUGCCAGUGUCAUGGGUGUCACGCCUCCCCGAGUGUUUAGUCCCUUCCCCAGCCCCGUCCCAGCCUGGACGGGACUUGCUGGGGGCUGGUGAGGGCCCGUUCUCCCUGCGCUUGUGGCUGCCUCCACUUCCCCCUGCACCAGCCAUUGCAACCUGCUGCCGUGCCGCUGCAUGGGUGUACGCGUGUGAACCCUGCCCUCACCCGUGUGUGGCCAGCCGUGAGCUCCCCCAAGCACAAGUGUUGUGCCCUUGUAUCUGCAGCCCGCCGGGCAAAGUCGCCCCUGCCUGAAUAAAGCAUGAGAAGCACCA
This is a messenger RNA of Alligator mississippiensis (American alligator), 1356 nucleotides long. Its product is annotated as cathelicidin-1. NCBI's taxonomy places the organism in Eukaryota, Metazoa, Chordata, Crocodylia, Alligatoridae. Gene Ontology annotation, cellular component: extracellular region. Gene Ontology annotation, biological process: defense response. The transcript is spliced from 4 exons. The record is from RefSeq and is a predicted model, not a curated record. Bases 82 to 582 code for a protein of 166 amino acids.